UGGGCAAGUCAAGAAAGUUAGGAAAGUUAGGAAAGUAGGAAAGUACAGCAGUAGUAAAGAAGUACAACCAUCCCACAUCUACCCCAUCCCAUCCAGCGCAAUGCCCUCCCCCCCUCCACACACCCUCAUCAUCGGCGCCGGCAUCACGGGACUCGUCCUCGCCCAAGCCCUGCGCAAGCACCACGCCGCCUCCUCCCCAACCGCCCCCCUCCCCUUCACCAUCUACGAGCGCGACCCCAACCCCACCCACCGCGGCGCCGGCUGGGGCCUCACCAUCCACUGGGCGCUCCCGGACUUUGAAGCCCUCCUCCCUGCUGACCUCGUCGCUCGCCUCCCCGAAACAUUCGUCGACACUGCCGCCGUCGCCGAGGGACUCACCGGGAAUUUCCUCCUCUUCGAUCUCCAACAUGGCUCUGAGCGAUUUCGCGUCCCCCCAAACACACGCAUCCGCGUCUCCCGCGAGCGUCUCCGCCGCCUCCUCAUGGACGGGCUAGACAUCCAGUGGUCCAAAACCAUCGCCUCCAUCGACACCACCACCCCCGCCGCCGUAACCGCCUCCUUCACCGACGGCACCACCGCAACCGGCACCCACCUCAUCGGCGCCGACGGCUCGCACUCGCGCGUGCGCACCUUCCUCUCCCCUUCCCCGCAAAACCACAUCCUACCCGUCCGCCUCCUCGGCACCAGCGUCCCCUACUCCUCCACCCGAUGCUUGCCCAUCCGCGCCCUGGACCCAUUCUUCUUCCAAGCCACCGACCCCGCCACAGACGCCUUCUUCUGGUUCUCCUUCCUCUCCGUCCCCACGGACCCCGCGGAGGACCGGGAGUGCCAGAUCCUGGUGUCGUGGCCGUUUCGGAAGGGGUUUUUGGGGCGCGAGGAGCCGGUUGAGACGCCGGCGGUGGGGGAGAGAGUGGCGUGGAUGAAGGAGGUUACGAAGGGGUGGGUGGAGCCGUUUAGGGGGAUUGUCGCCGAUAUUCCGGGGGGGGCGGAGGUGAAGAGUUUGGCGCUGGAGGAUUGGUUGCCGCCUGCCGAGGGGUUCGAUAGUAGAGAUGGGAGGGUUACGUUGAUUGGUGAUGCGGCGCAUGCGAUGACUAUGUACCGCGGCGAGGCUGCCAACCACGGCAUCGCGGAUGUUGCGUCUUUGGUUAAAGAGCUCUUCGCUGAGUCUGACGCUGAUCCCCCAAGCCCGAUUGAUAGGUAUGCGGCGGAGAUGAUUCCGCGUGCAAGAGUUGCGGUGCUGAAUUCGAGGAGGGCGUGUCUGGAUGCGCAUGAUCAUGAGAAGAUAUGCGAGACGAGCCCGCUGGUGGCGAGGAGGGUGGUUGUGCUGGAGUGAUGUGGGCUGUUGGGGGAAGCUCGUGUUGUGAGAAGUGAUGAAAUGUAGCCUCUUGCAUAUGAUGAACGAUGCAUAGAUUCAUCUCGAUAUAACGAAUUUAUAAAAAUAUUAUUUGCGGAUAAUUCCGUAUGGGAAUAGAGAUUAUUUGUGAUAAACACCCGAUAUAAUUUAGCAAAUAUAUUGACUCCCC
Messenger RNA from Pseudogymnoascus destructans, 1523 nucleotides. RefSeq lists its product as uncharacterized. Gene Ontology annotation, molecular function: FAD binding. The transcript is spliced from 3 exons. The record is from RefSeq and is a predicted model, not a curated record. Lineage: Eukaryota; Fungi; Ascomycota; Leotiomycetes; Thelebolales; Thelebolaceae. The coding region runs from base 101 to 1333 and encodes 410 amino acids.